UUUUUUUUUUUUUUUUUUUUACUAUUUAACUAUUAAAUUUUUCAUUCCAAACGUAAUAUAUAAAUUUGUUAUUUCAUCAUAGAAUUUCAAUAUACAAAUAUACAUAUAUAUAUAUAUAUAUUUAUAUUAUAUAUAUAUUUGACUAAUGAUAGAAAGUUCCAUUUUGCUUAAUUUAAAUUAUUUUAUGUUAUUAAAAGCAUUUUUAUUGCUCUGUAAAAUAUAAUUGGAAUUUCAAUUACAAGAAAUUGGGCUUCUUUAUUAUUCAACUUAUUCAACUUAAAAGUAAACAUUAUCGAUAUUAAAUUAAUUAUGAAAACAUUUUAUAUAUUUUAUUGUUAUAAUAAAACUUUCAUUAUCGAUUUAAUGAUAAUUGAUAAAUAUUACUAUUAAUGAUAACGAUAAAUGAUUAUUAAUUUAAUGAUAAACAAUAUACAUUUUUAAUUCAAGAUGACUGUUUAAAACAUUUUUUCUGUUUGGAUCUUUUGAAUUUUAAUUUAAAAUUUAAAAUUUCAAUGAUAAGAUACGUCAAUUCUCGUGAAAAAAAUCUAUAUGAACAAUGAAACAUUAUAUUUUUUUCAUCUUAAAUCCUUACACAAGGAACACAAGUAACACAAGUAAAAUACAUAUGUUAUUAAUACCUAACUACUUUGUAAUUUUAAUCGUCCCUCCUCAUUUAAAAUGCUAAAGCAUUUGCAACAGCAUCACUUCAUUACGAGAUUAAUAGUAUACGUGUUUAUAUACUCUUGAAAGAAUGCAAUCUACAAUAAUCGUGCAAUAAAAUUUUCUUCGUGAAAAUUACUUUUGGAUGGAUAAAUAAAUUUUUAAAAUUAAAAUAAUCUUCUAUUCAAAAUGAUUCCUCGAAGCAAUGUCCAUUUAAAAAUUUCAAAAUAUUCCUCGUUUAACGUCAUUAUCGAUCAUUAUUAUUUUAUAAACAAAAUAAAUUCUAUUUGAAAUUUAUCUAAAAGUUCAAAUAGGUUACUAGCCAAUCUAGACACAAAUGCAUCUUUUAUCAUAUACACACAUAUAUCAUCAUCCUUCAACACUUUAUCACAUAUUAUUAUAUUACAAUCCAAUUUCGAUUGAUUCAACAAUGAACUACUUUCUAAUCUAAUCUUCGUCCUUUUUUCUCCCUCUCCCCCUCCCCCGCCAUUCCGGUUUCGCGAUUUUUAACAAACGGCAGCAAUCGAAAGUUUUCAUUUUGACGUGCAACGUGGGCGUUGAUUCAAUGCUGAUCCAACUUUCCUUCCGGGAUCGUCGUCGUGUCUUAUUCGCGUGUUAAAACGUCACCUUCUGCUCGUCUUUGUCGCUCGUCUAGUCCCAGGCAUGCGUGAAUCGACCCAACAUGCAGCGAUGUGACGCAGCCCGCCAGGAAUAUUUUCACGCAAAAUGAUUCGUGCCCUUGUCCUUCUCUGCAUGGUCGUUCUACCUCUUGUACGAUGCCACAAGAUCCACGAACACAUGACAAGGGAAGAGAUGUUAUCGGUGUUUCACACAGGACACGAGUCUGUACCGGCGUACGAGAUUGUACCUGUGUUGCAUUCGGUGCACAAAAGGAGUACAAGGGAGCCGGAGAUACAUUUGAAGGCCUUCGGGAAGGACAUCAGUCUGUCGCUAAAGCCUACGGAAGGGUUGCUCAGAGGGAAUCAUUUGCCCAUGUGGACCGUCACGAAGAAUGCGUCGCAGCCUGAUGGCCUCCGCUAUGAGAAGGUGACGAAUGCCGACGUGGAUAUCGGUGACAUCUAUCAAGACACGACGAACAUGGCGUCCAUUCUGUUGCACCGGGACACGAAUGGGAAAGUGCUCGUUGAUGGCAAUAUUGGUUCAGAACUAGUAAUACGACCACUGCCAGAUAGGAUAUUGCACGAAGUAGUAGGCAAGAAUUCGAAUCUUCACAGAGAAGAGUUAUUGCCAAACGUGACACGAAGUAAAAGGAACUUGAAGCAUACGAAUCAUCACGUGGUAUACAAGAAAGUGAAUCGUUCAAUUGGCGACGAAUACAGCGAUUACACAUUGAUGGAACCUGACCACAUGGCCAAGAGGUUUAGAUCUAAACGAUCAAUUUCCACCAGAAGAAAGAGGGAAGCACCAUACGUAAUUUAUCCGGAAAUUCUGUGCAUCGUUGACUAUGACGGAUAUAGAUUACACGGUGGUGAUAAUGUACAGAUCAAGAGAUAUUUCGUUUCCUUUUGGAAUGGAGUAGACUUGAGGUACAAAUUAUUAAAAGGGCCAAAAAUUCGCAUCAGUAUAGCUGGAAUCAUAAUAUCACGGGGAAGAGAUGCUACGCCUUAUUUGGAAAGAAAUCGCGUCGGUCGAGAUGCAAUCGAUUCGGCAGCUGCGUUGACCGACAUGGGGAAAUAUCUCUUCCGAGAGAGACGACUUCCGGUUUAUGACAUCGCUGUCGCUGUUACAAAGUAUGAUAUGUGCCGUCGUAGGAAAGGCGGCCGCUGCACUAAGGGAACUGCCGGAUUUGCGUACGUGGGUGGAGCUUGUGUCGUAAAUAAACGUCUCGAAAAAGUGAAUUCGGUUGCUAUCAUCGAAGACACUGGCGGAUUUAGUGGAAUUAUUGUCGCAGCCCACGAAGUCGGCCAUUUACUGGGUGCAGUUCACGAUGGCUCACCACCGCCUAGUUAUCUUGGAGGACCAGGAGCCGAGAAAUGUCGCUGGGAGGAUGGCUACAUUAUGAGUGAUCUCAGACAUACUGAGAAAGGUUUUAAAUGGUCCCAUUGUAGUGUGUCGUCAUUUCAUCAUUUCUUAAAUGGUGAUACAGCCACCUGUUUAUACAACGCACCUCACGAAGACGAAGCUCUUCCUAGAGUUUUACCUGGGAAACUUCUUUCCUUGGAUGCACAAUGUCGAAAAGAUCGAGGAACGAGUGCAUGUUUUAAAGAUGACAGAGUUUGCGCUCAACUCUUCUGUUUUGACGCUGGUUCAGGAUAUUGUGUGGCUUAUCGUCCAGCGGCUGAAGGUUCCCCUUGUGGAGACGGUCAGUAUUGUCUGAACGGGAAGUGCGUGGCCGAGCAUGAAAACAUUAUACCAGAUUAUACGCAAAACAUUCCAACAUAUGUGCGCCGAGACGGCACUUUCAAUCCUACAGCCCAUAAUCGACCUCUCUAUGCUCAAUACAACAAUACAGAGUAUAGGUAUCCGUGGGAAUUGACGACACACAGCACGCCACAAUCGAAAUUCAAAUACUCCUCGCCGUCGUCGAAUCUCUUCUCGUCGACAAGCAAUUCUUACAAACGCGUCACGUCGUUCGCGACAACCCCGGUGACCAAAUACACCUACACCACAGCAAGUUAUUUAUACGCUAAUAAAUACAAGACUAAAGUAAAUAAUAGUAACGAUGCUAGUUAUAGUAAAAACGGAUAUGGUGGUGGUACCACUACCAGGAAGUACAUGAAUCACUCAUACUAUACAGUUAAUCCAAUAUCAAAGGUCACGAAUGACCUGAAUUAUCCAAAAAUUAGCCCGUUCAAACAUAAGGGCACAACGGUGUCAUUCGCAACAUCAAGCAAAAAGGAUCAGAACGGUCUUCAGAGCGAUGCUCGCGGUAAGAUAAAUAUCAAAAGACGAUACUCGCUUUCUUCUCGGAUUAUAAGAAUCUUUUCUUUAAUUCUUUUAUUAUUACUAAACGUUAUCGUCUGGAUAACAAGACUUAUUCUUGUCUAUUAUUCUUUCUUUAUUUUACUUUCUUUGCUUCAUUUUUUCUUUUACUUUUUUUUUCUUUUUUCUUUUUUUCUUGAUUCUACAGUGAGACAAAAUAUUUUUUUUGAUAGAUGUGUGUAUUGUUCAUCUAUUUUUCCUGCUACUUUUACAUUUGUUCAAUAAUUUUCUUUGUAUCAUAAUGAACAAUGUAGCCAUUAAAACGCUACAAAAUAAUUAAAAUGAUGACAAACUGACAUGUCGCAUUUCUCAUCAUCAAAAUCUUUAUCCAAGUCUGAUUGGUUAAUCAAUUCACUUGUGAGACAGUGAAUAUUUUUUGUUUCUCUACACUUUAUUAAGAUUCGUUUUCUUUCUCCAAUAUAUCUAUGUAUUAUAGCUGUUUCAUUGGAUAACUUGUGACAAUCGUGGUUUUAAAUAUUUUAAAUUUGCAAUGAUAUUUCCUAUUUACUGGAAUAAUUGGUGUUUGUUUCUGAAUGGAUAUUAUAUGUAUAUGUAUAUGUAUAAUAUGUGAACAACUAUUCCUGCUUUAUUUUAUAAUUUUUAUUCUAUUUUCUUUAAAUUUAUUUUACAUUUUUAUCCUUUUUUUUUACUUGUAUAUAUCAUGAAUUAAACAAAAAUAUUAAUUAUGUUUUUAGAACUUUGUAAAAAAAUAUUUUAAACUUUUUACUUUGUAUCUUUGUAACUUAAUACUUUGUAUCUUAUUUUACUAACGAUGUAUAUAAAUGAUUAUCCUAUAAAAA
Apis cerana (Asiatic honeybee) is the source of this 4403-nucleotide messenger RNA. It is a transcript of the gene sona, whose product is annotated as sol narae metalloprotease. Lineage: Eukaryota; Metazoa; Arthropoda; Insecta; Hymenoptera; Apidae. Gene Ontology annotation, biological process: membrane protein ectodomain proteolysis. The record is from RefSeq and is a predicted model, not a curated record. Gene Ontology annotation, molecular function: metalloendopeptidase activity.